CGUCAUCUUCUCUCAUCCUCACAUUUCUUUCCACUUUUCAUUCGGAGGGGUUUCGUCAAGGAAAUCUCUCCCUUCUUUCCUUCGCUCUUUUAUCCUUCUUUCUCGUCCUCUCUUCUCUUCCCCUCGGCGUGGACAUCGUGGGACAGGUGUGUAGUGGACUGAGAGGUUAGAAUAGAGUGUCAUUUCCAUUUACUAUUUACCUCAUCGUGUCGUUACAAACCACCUCAUUACCUGUACCCAUUCGUGGUAAUAAAAAUAACACACCAUGGUCACUCCCAUCAAACGCCCCUUUCCCAACCCCCCAUCCGACCCAGUGUACACUUCCGUACCCACCGACCCCAACACGAGCGAUAUAGCCGAUAGCAACAUGGCUUCUGCACGUUAUUCCUCCCUCUCCGGUCCUUCCAUUUCACCAUCUCUCCUCUCCCCUGACUUGAACGAAUCCACCACUUUGUUUGGUAGAAGCAGUUCGGCAUAUCUACCUGCUCCCUCCAUCAUAUCUAGGGAUUCAACACACACCAGUCUUCCUGGUACUCCUCCGAUGGGUGCGGAAAAUCGUCAGAGCUGGGGUUCAGGUGUUGGCUUCGCUGCUGAUCCAGCGGCUAUUGCUGGGGCAGAGCAUGUAGGAAGAAGAGGACCUUCCGCCCUAAACAGACAAGUAAGUUCAGGUUCUGAGAGAACGUCGGAGGAUGAGGAACAAGGUCAUGUAGCUCCUGCUCUCGGAGCUGGUGGCGUGGAUAUGAGUGAGAAACCUCGUUGGGCACAGGACGGGUACAUACCUAAAAAAAGCCGGAAACCCCUUUGGAUUGGUUUGGGUGUAGGUGCCGUUGUCAUCAUUGCUGCAGCUGCCAUCGGUUUGGGUGUCGGUUUAACACGAAAUCACUCUACCAAUGCUUCCACCACCACUUCUGAUGACAAGAAUGGUGGAAACAGCGAUCCUUCCUCCUCUAAAUCCGCCACUGGGACUGCAUCUAGCACCGCUCCUACCCCGACACCCACUUCAGGAGGAACAGGCUCUUUGAUCACCCUUGAAGACGGUUCCACCUUCACUUAUGAAAACCCCUUUGGCGGUCAAUGGGUUUGGGAUCCUUCCAACCCAUUCAACAAUGAUGCUCAAGCAAAUUCUUGGACGCCCUCUCUCAAUAGUACCUGGAAUUGGGGUAUCGAUAAAAUUUACGGUGUCAAUCUUGGCGGGUGGUUGGUUACCGAACCUUUCAUCGUUCCAGCAAUGUACGAAAAGUAUGCCACUGGUCCAGGUGGCACUGCUGUCGACGAAUAUACUCUUUCUCUCAACAUGGGUAGCAACUUGACUGCUGCUAUGACGGAACACUACGAGACCUUCAUCACCGAACGUGACUUUGCAGACAUCGCCCGUGCUGGUCUUAAUUGGGUUCGUAUACCUAUUCCUCACUGGGCUAUCGAAACUUUGGACGGUGAACCAUAUCUCGAACGCGUCGCUUGGACAUACUUCUUAAAGGCUAUUCAGUGGGCUCGCAAGUACGGUAUCCGUAUCAACCUCGAUCUCCAUACUGUCCCAGGUAGUCAGAACGGUUGGAAUCACUCCGGCCACUUGGGUCAGAUCAACUGGAUGAACGGUGUUAUGGGCCUUGCCAAUGCUCAACGUGCUCUUGAGUACAUCCGCACUCUGGCCCAGUUUAUCUCACAAGAGGAAUACGCACCAGUUGUCCAACUCUUUGGCUUUAUCAACGAACCCAACGCUGGAGGUGUCGGACAAUCAGCAAUAGGCAGUUUCUACUACGAAGCCUACAAAACCAUUAGGGACAUUACUGGCAUCGGCACCGGCAAAGGACCUUUCCUCUCCUUCCACGAUGGUUUCCUCGGAAUCUCCCAGUGGUACGGUUUCCUUCCUGGCGCGGAUCGUUUGGGUUUCGACAACCACCCUUACCUUAUCUUUGGUGAUCAACCCACCGGCACUCUUGCUUCGAUUGCCAAGCAACCUUGUUCCAACUGGGGAGCUUCGACAAACGAUACUCUGCAGCAGUACGGCAUGAUAGUUGCUGGUGAAUGGUCGGCUGCGCCUAACGAUUGUGGUCUUUGGAUCAAUAAUGUCGGCGCUGGUUCAAGAUACGACGGAUCGUAUGCUGGAUACACUGGUCCUAAACCUGGUUCAUGUGAUCAAUGGAACGAUUGGACGCAAUGGGAUCAGUCGACUAUCGACAGCUUACUCGAUUUGACCACCAAUUCUAUGGACGCUCUUCAGAACUGGUUCUUCUGGACCUGGAAAAUCGGUAAUUCCACCGGCACCAUCCAGCAAGUCAACCCGUUCUGGCAUUAUCAAUUGGGAUACAACAACGGUUGGCUUCCAAAAGAUCCCCGUUCACAUUUCGGAGCAUGUGCCGCAGCUGGAAUCUCUGUCGAUCAAUUUGAUGGAACGUUCGCUUCGCCUUAUAUGACCGGUGGAAGUGGUGCAGGGACGAUCCCAGCCGCAAUGUCUGCUUCCUACCCUUGGCCAGUAUCGUCUUUGACCAAUAUCGACGAAGCUACCAUCGAUUUGCUCCCUCAGUACACACAGACAGGGACACCGAUCAGCAUGCCCGGUCCUACAUUCACCAGUCCAGGAAGUAGCGCAACGAUUGAUUCGGGUAAUGGAUGGGCAAAUGCCAAUGCCGAUGGUCGACAGGCCUACGUGGCCGUUGCGGACUGCUCCUACCCAUCCGAAUACAGCGCUGCCGACCUCACACCCACCAAAGGAGCAUGUGGUGCAGGUCUUAUCCAACCCACUCGUCGUGCUAUUCUUCCCACCCCGACUCCCGCCCCAAUCAAACGAUGAUCAAUGCAGUUCCCACAAUCCAUAAAAAAUGUUAUAAUAUCUCACCCACGACUCCACACUUUCAUGCAUCCAUGACAUCUCCACAACGGUCUCACAAGGUUACGGUCUCACAAGAAUGAACGGUUAGGGGUCGACGAGGAUGUGAAAGUGUAUGAGGUUUAGCGCCGAGGAAAACAGUUCGAGGACGAAUGAAUGCAUGUUUGGGUAGAUCGAUGCAUAGUCAUGGAAAGACGGUAGGGUUUAAGAUGGUUUGGACAAUCAUGUUUUGUGGACAGUGUUUCUAUAGCUAGCUCAUGAGCGAUGUAACCAAUUCGGUUCGGUUUUA
Tremella mesenterica DSM 1558 is the source of this 3116-nucleotide messenger RNA. RefSeq lists its product as uncharacterized. Bases 266 to 2791 code for a protein of 841 amino acids. Gene Ontology annotation, molecular function: beta-glucosidase activity. The transcript is spliced from 9 exons. Gene Ontology annotation, biological process: glucan catabolic process. Gene Ontology annotation, cellular component: extracellular region; cell surface. Lineage: Eukaryota; Fungi; Basidiomycota; Tremellomycetes; Tremellales; Tremellaceae. The record is from RefSeq and is a predicted model, not a curated record.